AGUUCCUGCGGAAUCCACCAGAGGUCCAUGAAACUCACCUCUGCGGGCAAUUUCAGAACUGAACCCGGGAAGGCAACACAUCCGUGUGAAGUGAUGCCUCCUCCCUCUUUGCUGAUGUAUCUGAUUAUUGCACGCCUUGAAACAACGGACUAAACCAAUGCCACUGCAUUGCAUGACUCGAGUCCUGGUAGAUUACUGACCAAAACAAAACAAGAAUCCCUGAAGCGUGGGGAAAGGAUUGUUGGCUUGCGGUGGAGAAACUAUAUGUGUAUGUGUGUGUGUGUUUUUAUUAUUAUUACUGAAUUUAGGAAUCAUGGAAAAUGAAAAAUCAUGCGCAAAACAUUACGGGUCUCUUGAAUCAACUACAUGGAAGGCAGACGUUGAAAAAGAGACAGAUAUUAUAUCAAUGGCAGAUUCCACCACUACAGUGGAUGAUAUUGAGGGUGAGCUAUUUAAAAUUGAAAGGAUAAGAGAUAUACUGGUUCGAAGAGAAUCCGAACUCCGAUACAUGAUGGACGACAUACAACUGUGUAAAGAAAUUACACGACUCAAGAAAGAGCUGCAGAAACUGGUAUCAAUACCAGAUAAGGACAAAUCAAAUGACGAUAAGCAGAAGGAAGAGGAAUUGUUGCAGCAGAUUCAUAAACUAGUGGAGACGAGAGAUUUCCUGGUGGAUGAUGUUGAAUUUGAACGAUUGAGAGAACGUGAAGAAGACAAAGAAAUGGCUGAUUUCUUGCAGAUAAAACUAUCGACGGCCAGCUCUAAAAAAACAACUAAUUUACAGAGGACAAUGAACCUACAUCCCGUACAUCUUCUGGACGUGGGAGGAAACCGGAGCACCCGAAAGAAACCCUCGGGGUCACAGGAAGAACAUGCAAACACCACACAACAGCACUCGAGAGUCUGCAAAGGAAAGGAAGACGACAUCUAGAGCACAACAGACAUCCAAACCAUUCAUGGCAAAGACUGGCCUGACCUUGCUCAAAGAAUGCUGUGGAUUCACCUGUUCCAUCAUGUAGGAGUCAAAGGCUUUGGAAACAGCAUGUCUGCAGGAAUCGCUGCAGGAGUUCAUCUGGGUCUAUAAAUAUUUCAGUGGUAGAUCAUUCCAAGCCAAUAACAAUUGUGUAAAACUGAAUUCCAUUCAUAAACAGCAACGUGAUUUAUUAAUGGGACCAGCAGCCAGUGACCAAGGUACUGUAGAAGGCCAUUCAUUCUCUGAGCUUGUUCACUAAUCAAUGACAUUGCCUGGUGUAAAACAUAACUUCAAUCAUCUGCUCCAGAUUCAUUUCUUUUGAGGCUCUUAAAGGAAAUCGGUGAAUCUUAGCCAUGAUUGAAUCCAUUCAUCAUCCAUUACACCUCGAUAAAGAAAAUUGUCCAUUUCCACUCCCCACUGCGUGCAAAAUACUCCUGAAUGCCCAGACCUAAAUGCAAUGAUUCUCAAUUGCUCACCGCAGGAAAUUGGACCUGCUCCACUUAAUCUUUUAUCGACACCUCAAUUCGAUUACCCUCACCCUUCUAAACAAAAGAGGAUACGUCAUAUUUAGACAAUCUGUUCUCUAUUUAUAUUUCUUUAAUCUCCAGUAUUAUUCUGAAGAUAGACUCAAAGUGCUGGAGAAACACAGUGGGUCGGGCAACAUCUUUGGAGAAAAAGGAUGUUUUGGGUCAGGAUUUAAACCGCCUGACCUAUUGAGUUUCGCCACCACUGUGUGUCUAACUUUGGCAUAAAGCAGCAACUACAGUUCUUUGUUUCAUCACUCUGCUGAAUCCCACUUUGUUGAUCAUAGCUCUGGGGUGCAAGCUUCAAAAUGGAUCGUAGUUCCUGACGAGAUCUGACUGCAAGAAAGAUCAGCAUUCCAUUUUGUCCUUUGAACUUCAUUAAAUGGGUUUGCACUAGCCAUCAGUGAAUGGCCAACCUACACACAAAUCCCUUUGCACGCCAACACUUCUUAGUUUUCCUUCAUUACAAUAUUAUUGUUUUACUUGGAAAAUGACCUCGCAUUGAUUCAUCUGCCACAGAACUCGUGUAAUCUUUAGACUUUAGAGAUACAGAGUGGAAACAGGCCCUUCGGCCCACCAAGUCCGCGCUCCGACCACUGAACUGUAAGUAUUGAAAGGAUUUAAGCACAAAUUGUGACCAAUGCUGCCAAAAUAUUACAAGCACAUCCCCUUUAAAGAUUAUUGAGGAAUUUUGAUUCAAACCCCAAUAUUAAUGCACCAUGAGCAAGCAUUAUACACAGAUGCUUUUUAACUAAGAGAUGUGUCUUGGUAAUAUUCGAUAUGUUACUAAUAAUUAUCGGCCCACAGUAAAUACUCACUGGGUGUUCUCGUCACAGAUAAUAAAUGGGUAAUUUGCUUAAUCUGUAAUUGUACAGCCACAUGUAACACGCUUUGUUUCAUGUAUUUGAUCCCAUAACACUUAGCCUAAAUAUAUGCCCCCUCCCCAAACCAUUACGUCCAACCUCCUAUCAUCCUCUACAUUCCUUUUGGGUAUUGUUCAAGAUCUCUUACUCCAUGUUAAUGCAAAAAGAGAGGCGGAGAGGGGAUAAAUUCACAUUAUGCAAAGAUAUGCAGCAUCUAGACUGCAGCAAGGAAGCAACUAAUCCCAAUGGUUCUAAAAUAAGCAAAAUCCCUGUUUAAUAAACGGAGUGUAAUGCACAAAAGAUGAGUCAUGUAUUACUAAUGGCUGUUAUGAGAGUGAGUGAAGAAGCUGUCAUCUGAUGUAGAGCACGUAUUAGUUUACCUGGUUAAUGCAAAUAAAAUGACUAUCAAUGGCAUGCUUACAGAGCUGCUCCAUCCAUUUAAAUGCCCAAGAUGUAUCACAUCCAGUGAAAGUUGUUCUUUCUUUCAUGAAACAGUACCUCAAGCAGUGUAUGCUUCAUUCAUGCACAGUCGCUAACAUGUCUUUGAUGGACAAUGUUUUAGUGUGUUAUUAAAGUAUAUAGAAAAUAUUCUUUUAUCUUGCAUAUGGCCUUUGGAAUAUUCACCUAACAAUUGUUGAAGCUUCUGCAUUUCAACUUUGUGAGAUGCUACAAAUGUGUCUUAUGUUCUAUAUUCAUGCGUGCUAUCAAAUGCUACCUUAUAUUAGGUGUUGUUCAAUGUUAUACUCGGAUAACUAACUCAAAAGCUGGCUGAUGCAGUACUAUUCCCUUAUAAAUGUGCUUUCUAUUGUAAAGUGUACUAACUGUUCCAAACUUUGUAAGGAUUUUACAGAGUUAUGCUCGCUCUGCAGCUUGUCACAAAAAAAAGCAUGCUUGAAAACCUGGAGCACAAGAGUGAGGAAUUAUUGCUGGAUGAAUCCAGUAGCAUUUUGCAUUGAUCAAUCGUUAAAUGUGUGAAAUAAUGCACAUUGAUGAAAUUAACCUACACAGUGUUAUAAUGUGAUAUGUGCCUUGUUAUUGCACUGAGAUAUUACAAAUACAUGAACUGCUUUUCUAUAGGAGUAGAUUCUAUAGCUCUAUCUGCAGAAAUUAUUGAAUGGAUGCGAGUUGAAUAUACGGCAAAGAUAUAAAUGAUGGGUUCAGGUAAAAACAUUUUAUAUUUGCCUUGCAACAUAAGAGGACAUUUGGUCCCAGUUAGUGGAUAUUUUCAGGGCAUUUCCUCCUCUCCCCAACUUAUUUUCCUGCAAUCUAUUCUCUCUUACAUAGUCAUACAGCAUGGAAACGGGCUCUUCAGCCCAGCUUGUCCAUGCUGACCAAGGUGCCCCGUCUACACUAGUCCCACAUGCCCAUCAAACCUUGAUUGAUUUUCCUCUCACUAAGUUCAUGUUCCAGGAGCAGAAUUAGGCUAUUCAGCCCAUCAUGUGUGCUCCACCAUUCUAUCAUGCCCGAUCUAUCUUUCCCUCUCAACCCCAUUCUCCUGCCUUAUCCCCAUAACCCCUGACACCUGCAUUAAUCAGGAAUGUGUCAAUAUCUGCCUUAAACAUAUCCACUGACUUGCACAGCCAUCUAGUCUAGUCACCGAUACUGGAGAGAAUGAAUCUUCCAGCACGUCAUUGGGGUGUGAGAUGAAACCAGACCACACGGAGGCAACCCAGGCUAUCAGAGGAAGCCCAUGCAAAAUGCACGUACUCAGUGUGGGAGUUCAGAUUCUAUCGCGGGUCACCGAAGCUGAGCAGAGGCAGGAUGUUGUGAGUUAUUUAAACCCAACAACUGUUUAUUUGCUUGCAAUUCUCUGCCACACCAUCAGUGUACUCCAUCUUGUUUUGACCUUAUCUUACAUUUCUUCUUUCCAUCACCAUGAAGGCAAAAUGUUCAGCGUCUCCCGGAAUAUCAGGCGAAUACUGCAAUGAAUCGCAAGACCUGAUAGAACAUCAGACCAAUUCCAAGGAAGAAUUACCAAGAAUACAUUACCUUCUGUACAUUUUGAGCAAACCUACAUUGUGCUCCAAUGAGGAACUAGUGACAAUUGUGAUAAAUGCAGUAUGAACAUUACAGCUGGCAUCAGAUACACAACGUAUAAUUUAUUUGUGACUACAUUCAAAAUGGCAAAGUAGACCUGCGACAGAUUCAUUCUGAUAGCCAUUUGUGAAAGAAGGAUUGAUUUUCCUGAGGAGGUAGUGUUUAGGUGAAGUGAUUUGACUGUCCAGCUAUCUGCUUUAUAACCCAUAAUGUGCUGGAGUAACUCAGCAGGGCAGGUCAGAUCUUUGGAUAGGUGACAUUUCAGGUCGAGGACCUUCUUCUGAGUCUUGACCUGAAACAUCACUAUCCAUAGAUGCUGCAUGACCUGCUGAGUUACUCCACCACUUUAUGUA
Messenger RNA from Leucoraja erinaceus (little skate), 4750 nucleotides. RefSeq lists its product as uncharacterized. The coding region runs from base 314 to 931 and encodes 205 amino acids. The record is from RefSeq and is a predicted model, not a curated record. The transcript is spliced from 7 exons. Lineage: Eukaryota; Metazoa; Chordata; Chondrichthyes; Rajiformes; Rajidae.